Messenger RNA from Loxodonta africana (African savanna elephant), 1713 nucleotides. Its product is annotated as olfactory receptor 5P6. Gene Ontology annotation, biological process: G protein-coupled receptor signaling pathway; sensory perception of smell. Gene Ontology annotation, cellular component: membrane. Gene Ontology annotation, molecular function: odorant binding; G protein-coupled receptor activity; olfactory receptor activity. The transcript has a single exon. NCBI's taxonomy places the organism in Eukaryota, Metazoa, Chordata, Mammalia, Proboscidea, Elephantidae. The record is from RefSeq and is a predicted model, not a curated record. Bases 700 to 1713 code for a protein of 337 amino acids.
AAAGCCUCUAAGCAGCCAUCUAAGACACUCCGCUAGUCUCAUCCCUUUGGGAGCAAGGAAGAAUGAAGAAAACUAAAAAUAUAACAGAAAGAUUAGUUCAAAGGACUAACAUACUACCUCUACCACAGCCUCCACCAGACUGAGUCCAGUACAACUAGAUGGUGCCCAGCUACCACCGCUGACUGUUCUGACACGGAUCAUAAUAGAGGGUCCCGGACAGAGCUGGAGAAAAAUGUGGAACAAAAUUCUAACUCACAAAAAAAGACCAGACUUACUGGCCUGACAGAGACUGAAGAAACCCUGAGAGUAUUACCCCUGGCCACUCUUUUAGCUCAGUAAUGAAGUCACCCCUGAGGAUCACCCUUCAACCAAAGAUUAGAGAGGCCCAUAAAACGAAAUGAGACUAAGGGGACAUAACAGCCCAGGGGCAAUGAAGAGAAGGCGGGAGGUAACAGGAAAGCUGACAAUAAGGAACCCAAGGUCGAGAAGGGAGAGUGUUGACAUGUCGUGGGGUUGUUAACCAACGUAAAAAAGCAAUGUAUGUAUUGUUUAAUGAGAAACUAGUUAGUUCUGUAAACCUUCAUCUAAAGUACAAUUAAAAAAAAGAAGAAUGAUAAACUGAAGGAAAAAAAAAUUGGCUGCUGGAAUGAAAAAUUUGUUUAUAAAGACUUCCAUGUGUGAGUUAACAAAAAUGAAACCAUGGAAUUCAUAACUUCUUUAAUACAAUUUUUUCAUCACAGGUCUUUUUUGAACCAGCUACAUUGCCUCAUGGAUUCCCUGGUGGAUGGGAACCACACUGCAGUGACAGAGUUCAUUUUAUUGGGUUUAACAGAUAAUUCAAUCCUUCGGGUCAUCCUAUUCAUGGUCUUCCUAUUCAUCUACCUAGUGACCUUAUUUGGCAAUCUCAGCACAAUUAUUCUUAUCAGAAUCUCUUCUCAGCUCCAUCAUCCUAUGUAUUUUUUCCUGAGCCACUUGGCUUUUUCUGACAUAGGCUAUUCAUCUUCUGUCACGCCCAAUAUGCUUAUAAACUUCCUGUUGGAGAGACGUACAAUUUCCAGUCUUGGAUGUGCCAUCCAGCUUGGUUCAGUUGUUUUCUUUGGGUCAGCUGAAUGUUUCCUACUGGCCUCCAUGGCCUAUGAUCGCUUUGUAGCAAUCUGCAAUCCACUGCUUUAUUCAACUAAAAUGUCCACGCAAGUCUGUGUCCAGCUGUUCUCUGUGGCUUAUGUAGGUGGUUUUCUCAAUGCUUGUUGUUUCACUAUUUGCUUUGAUUCUUUAUACUUCUGUGGACCAAAUCAGGUCAAUCAUUUUUUCUGUGACUUUGCUCCUUUAGUUGAACUUUCCUGUUCUGAUGUCAGUAUCCCUGCAGUGGUCCCCUCAUUUUCUGCUGGCUCCAUCAUUGUGGUCACAGUAUUUGUCAUAGCCAUCUCCUACAUCUACAUCCUCAUCACCAUCCUGAAGAUGCGUUCCACUCAGGGCCACCACAAGGCCUUCUCCACCUGCACCUCCCACCUCACUGCAGUCACUCUGUUCUAUGGGACCAUUACAUUCAUUUAUGUGAUGCCCAAGUCCAGCUACUCUACUGACCAGAACAAGGUGGUAUCUGUGUUUUACAUGGUGGUGAUCCCCAUGUUGAACCCCCUCAUCUACAGUCUCAAGAAUAAUGAGAUUAAGGCUGCUCUCAAGAGACAGAUUGGUAGGAAAAUAUUUUCUUAA